UAUCUUGCAUCGUAAUAGUGCAGCCGUGUAAUGUCUUCAAUGUGUACGUACAUAUAAAGAAACGCUGCUCUCAAUUACCCGGAUAACGGUGUUCAUAGUGGCGGGGUAACGCGGGAUAACCCACAUUGGUCCUGUUUGCUGAAAGGGAGAGGACUAAAAAUGGAGCUGGAAGACGGAGUUGUGUACCAGGACGACCCGGGGACAUCAGCGAUGAUGUCUGAGCGGGUGUCGGGCCUGGCCAACUCCAUCUACCGCGAGUUCGAGAGGCUCAUCGGUAAAUACGACGAGGAUGUGGUGAAGGAGCUAAUGCCGCUGGUCGUAGCCGUGCUGGAGAACCUGGACUCGGUGUUCGCAGAGAACCAGGAGCACGAAGUGGAGCUGGAGCUGCUGAAGGAGGACAACGAGCAGCUCAUCACCCAGUACGAGCGGGAGAAAGCGCUGAGGAAACAUGCAGAGGAGAAGUUCAUUGAGUUUGAGGACACUCAUGAACAGGAGAAGAAGGACCUGCAGAACCAUGUGGACCGAAUGGAGUCUCACUCCCGGCAACUGGAGCUCAAGAUCAAGAACUACGCAGACCAGAUCGGCAGGUUAGAAGAACGAGAGCUGGAGCUCAAGAAGGAAUACAACUCCCUCCAUCAGAGACACACAGAGAUGAUCCAUAAUUAUAUGGAGCAUGUAGAGAGGAUCAAAAUGCAGCAGAUUAGUGAGACUUCAGAGUCGAGCACGGGCGGCCGAGUCAGGAGAGAGCGGCCUCUUUCUUUGGGGAUUUUCCCCUCAUCUGGUGGGGCGUCUCUGCUAAUCCCAGACCCCCAGGCCAAAGCAGAGACACCGGGCACAGAGGGCUGGAGGUUCACCGACCCAGCACAGCCACGGUCCAACACUAGCCUCAAGUUGGACUUUGCUGACCCCCCAAAGGAAAGGGAGGGUAAGAGUGCGCAGGACUCUACUUGGGGGAAUUCACUGGCAGACGACUGCAAGGAUGAGUUGUCAGACUUCAACGGCUCCAAGUCGGCCACGCCGAUGUCCACCACUGCCUCCGACAUGGAGAGGGAAGACGGGAACAGUAAGAGCACUGAGGUGCAGGCUGCACCAGGGACCAGAUCCAUAUCAGUGGGUUUGCCAGAGAAUGAGGACAGCUCAGAUGUGCAGGACAUUAUUGAGUCCACUCCUGAGCUGGACAUGGAUCUGGGUGGAUACAAGAUCUGCAGUACCCCAACCAAAGGUAUUGAGAACAUGGCAUUUGACCGCAAUACGGACUCUCUGUUUGAGGAGCUGUCGUCUGCAGGCACUGGCCUCAUAGGGGAUGUGGAUGAAGGGGCCGACCUGCUGGUGGAGUACUCUGGUAUGGGCCGGGAAGUUGAAAAUCUCAUUCAGGAGAAUUCACAACUGCUUGAGACAAAGAAUGCCCUGAACGUAGUGAAUAAAGACUUGAUAUUGAAAGUGGAUGAGUUGACCUGUGAGAAGGAGAUGUUGCAAGGAGAGAUGGAGGCCGUGCUGCAGGCCAAGACCAAGCUGGAGGACAAGACCAGAGAGCUGGAGGAGGAGCUCAAGAAAGUGCGACUGGAGGUGGAGGACAUGAAACAGAAAACUAAAGAUGAAGAAGAUAGUGAUGUGCCUACGGCCCAGAGGAAGCGUUUCACCAGAGUGGAAAUGGCCAGGGUGCUGAUGGAGAGAAACCAGUACAAAGAGAGACUGAUGGAGCUUCAGGAAGCUGUGCGGUGGACGGAGAUGAUCAGGGCCUCAAGGGAAAAUCCAACACUGACAGAAAAAAAGAAAUCCAGCAUCUGGCAGUUCUUCAGCAGACUGUUUAGCUCCUCCUCCAGUUCCCCGGCUAUAAAGAAGGUGGACUCCCAGUCCAACGUGAAAUACAACGCCCCGGGCGGCAUGGUAAAGAGGAGUAGCACCUUCUCCCAGUUCCCCACGGAGAAGUCCAAGACCUUCGACUUCCUCAAUGAAGAAAAGGACCAGUGCAGUUCGCCAUCGCGUAAAGAGCAGAAAAGGGCCCAGUACAGACAGGUGAAGGCCCACAUGCAGAAGGAGGAUGGACGAGUCACUGCGCACGGCUGGAGCCUGCCCAGCAAAUACAAGGUGGCAAAUGGUGGACAGGUGGAGAACAAAAUGAACUUACCUGUACCAGUAUACUUGAGACCUCUGGAUCAGAAAGAUGCUUCUAUGAAGCUGUGGUGUGCUGCAGGGGUCAACCUGUGUGGGGGGAGGAUAUCAGAGCUUACUAAGCAGACGAAAGGCUCUCAGAGUAGCCUGGACGAGCUGGAGCAAGAGAGUAAGGAUCAGGACAAAGUGGAGCAGGAGAAGGAGAAAGAGCUGAUACUUCAGGAUGAGGUGUCCAGUAGGGUGUGGGUGUGCACCAGCACCCACUCCUCUACCAAGGUUAUGGUGCUGGAUGCCAGUCAGCCCUCUGACCUACUUGACAGCUUCUACGCCUGCAACACCCACGUCGUCUGCAUUGCCAGUGUGCCAGGGGUGUUGGAGACUGAUUAUCCGGCAGGUGAGGAGGUACCCCAGGACCCGGAGGCUAGCCAAGGUGACGGGGUGUCACUGGCCGGCAGCGUAGCCAGUGUGGGCUCUACAGGCAGCGAUGGUGCCAUGGCCGCUGAGGGAACCACUGCCAUCCCCCAGACGGCCAGCGCAGGUGUCACAGACCAGCCUGCUGAGCAUAUCGUCACCUCUGGCUCAGUCGAGCUGUCCAGAGAGACCAGUCCAGCAGAGGACGGGGUUCCUACGGCGGAAGAGGCAACGGAAGCAACGGAGGCUAACGCUGGUGUAGGCGAAGACGGAGAGGAGGACCAGGGAGGGGAUCAAAACCAGCCAGGAAUCUACACAGAACAUGUGUUCACCGACCCACUGGGGGUGGGACCCACUGACUCUUCUCCUACUAACACACAGAGGGGCUCCGGGCAAGAUGGAGUGGCCUCCUUGCCAGAAGACUCAGACCCGUCAGAGGGGGAAGUCCUGAGGAUGAGCAGCGCCCUCCCCACCAUGUGGCUGGGAGCUCAGAAUGGCUGUCUGUAUGUCCACUCAUCCGUGGCGCGAUGGAGGAAGUGUCUCCACGCCAUCAAGCUGAAAGACGCCAUCCUCAGCAUAGUACAUGUCAAAGGGAGAGUCCUCGUGGCGUUGGCCGAUGGGACAUUAGCAAUUUUCCACCGAAGCAUUGACGGUCAAUGGGACCUAACCAAUUACCACCUGCUGGAUCUGGGCCGGCCCCACCACUCUAUCCGCUGUAUGACUGUUGUCCAUGACAAGGUGUGGUGUGGUUACAGGAACAAGAUCUACGUCAUCCAGCCCAAGGCCAUGAGGAUAGAGAAGUCAUUUGACGCUCAUCCGCGCAAGGAGAGCCAGGUGCGGCAGCUGGCCUGGGUUGGAGACGGUAUCUGGGUUUCCAUCCGACUGGAUUCAACCCUACGCUUGUUUCAUGCCCACACCUACCAGCACCUCCAGGAUGUGGACAUCGAGCCCUACGUCAGCAAGAUGCUCGGUACGGGUAAACUGGGCUUCUCGUUCGUGAGAAUCACAGCUCUCGUGGUGUCCUGCAGCCGUCUCUGGGUGGGGACAGGAAACGGCGUCAUCAUCUCCAUCCCGCUGUCUGAAGCCAACAAGACAACAGGAAUCGUGCCAAAUCGGCCCGGCAGUGCUAUACGGGUUUACGGUGAUGACGGUUCAGACUGUGCCAUGCCAGGCAGCUUCGUGCCAUACUGCUCCAUGGCCCACGCCCAGCUGUGUUUCCAUGGACAUCGAGAUGCAGUCAAGUUUUUUGUUACCGUGCCAGGACAGGCAAUGCCUCCUCCAGGUAGUGCAGACUCAGGCUCUGAUGACCCUCCAUCUGAAUCCUCUGACACAGCAACUUCUGAGCCCAAAACAUACCUGGUCAUGAGUGGAGGCGAAGGCUACAUUGACUUCAGAAUGGGCGAUGAGGGCGGUGAGUUGGACGGUUUAUCAGAGCCAACAGCUAGCCAGCAGUCAGCACCCACCAAGGCCGAGCGGAGCCACCUCAUCGUCUGGCAGGUCACAACUUCUCAUGAUUGAAAAAAAAAAAAAAAAUUAAAAAAAUCACAGACUGUUGUGUCAAUGCCAGGGCCACCCUCCAACCCCCGCAUGCCCUCCUCUAAGUUUUUAAUUUGAUAUUACUGAUUGUUCUUAAUGCCUGAGUAGUUGAAUACUUUGUAAAAACAAAAAACAAUUAUUUUUAGUCCAUGUUUUGUACAGUUUAUUCUUUAUGAAUUUAAAAUAGGUAAGGUGAGGUUUAUGUUAACUUAAAGAAAACGUCCACAGUCCAAGUGUUCCCCUCUGCUGGGUUGCAUGUUGGAAAAGCAGGUGCACACAGGAAAAAGGCCAAGUCAGCUUAUCUAGAGCUGUGGGCAAAGUUUGAUCAGGUAAUGUACACACAUUGUUUGUCUCCCAAAGGUUAAAAAUGGUUUAGAUGUGACAAGACAAAAGGGAAAAGCACUUGAAGGAUUUCAUUAAAAAAGGGAGCAGGAAGUUUUGAUUUGAAGUAAAGAAUAUUUUCUAUUACUCAAGUAAGACUUUUACAUUUGUAAACCACAUGUCUGUGUAUGUGCGAGCAUCCGGUGUGUGAAUGCAUUCACUGAUUUUUUUUUUUUUUCCUGUGUUUAGCAUUUUUAUUAUCUUUACCGUUAGGGCUGGGUGUCAAAAUAAGGUACCCGCAAGUCAAAAUGCAAACAGAAUAUCAAAAGGAUCAAUUGUGUUUUCUGAGGCUGAUUACUCUACUGUACCAUCUGAUUAUUAGAAAAGCAGCUUGCACGUACAAGUGGUCCACAAAAAAAACAAAAAAACAUUUACUCAUAAUUAAAUGUGCUUUUAUUGAGCAAAAGUUGUAGGAUAAAACAUUAUCGGAGAGGUUGUAUUAAUAUGGAAUGACACCGAAACCUAUUUGCCACAGGAUUAUGUUUUGUGAUCUGAAUAAUGUCUAAGCAGUCUGGGUACUUUAGGGUUACCUGUGAGUAGAAGACCCAGCUUACUGUACUGUAGGUUAGCAUUAGCCUGCAUGGGGAAAUCCUGUAUCCUCAUCAAAGUGUGUGUGUGUGUGUGUGUGUGUGUGUGUGUGUGUGUGUGUGCGAUUGCUCGGCCGUUUCAAAGCUAAACCCUCGUCCGUCGUGUGAGGAGACUCUGCCUGUGCCACCAGCUUGGUGCUUCCUAUCUGCUUCAGCUCAUUGGCACUUUAAAAUGUUAGAUGUUAGUCGCUUGAGGUUUGGAAAAACACCCAUGGUAAUGUACACCACACUCCCGUGUGUGCUAAUUGUGUGAAGGGAACAAAAUAUACACAUAUUUGUAGCGAGGUGGCACCCCAAUAACCAAAGGAUGAAAGAAGAAGCACCGUGAAACUGACUAUUUCAUUUUUUUCCCCCCAACUUUAAAAGUCGUAUGAGUCUAAUAAUUUGAAGGUUAUACAUUUAUAUCUUAUUGGGAAUAAACUUGAAUAAGGGAAUCUGACUAAAAAUAACAUUUUUGUGUGGCACCUUCUAAUGAACAUGCACACAGCACUAAAGAGAGUCUCUCAUGACUGCCUCAUCAUUCCUUGUGUUGUUGUUACAGAUACAUUUGGAGGCCUGGAAGGCAAAUAUUGUCAUUAUUUUUUGUUGCUUUGGGCAUUGUGCGUGUUUUGUAUUCAUCCAUGAGACACUUUUAUUAAGUAAUGAGUAUUUUCUUGACUGUAACAUGAUGAAGGAUACCAAUAGGUGUUUUAAUUUGUUUUUAUAUCUGAAAAGUUGGGCCAAGAUUGGUCUUCAGUCCAUUUCAAAAUAACUUUAUAUUGUGUUUUUGCCAUUCCAGUAUUUAUUUCCUUUGUUAUCGAGCCUAUCUUGGUUCAGAAUGUAACUUUCUACAUGAGCAAAAUAUAAUAGGAGGCUAUUGUAAACAAAAUAGUCAAAUGAGUUUACAUGAUUGUUAAUAAUGGUUAAAUAAAAGAAAUCAAUGUCAUCAUGUUGGAAAUUUCUGACCAACCCUAAGAUCAAAGUGUGCAAACAGUAACUCGGUGGUUUUCAAACAACACAUUCAUGUACUAAGCUAUGCAUGUUUUUUUUAAGAGAACACUGCUAUGUUAUCAGCUAAAUCUCUGUUUAUUGCCACCGUUUUGGGUGGGAUGGAUGUCUAUAGUGUGUGUGUGUGUGUGUGUGUGUGUGUGUGUGCGUGUGUGUGUGUGUACAGUACAUGUGUGUGCACAUAUAGAGUUUCAACCCAAGACACAGUGUGUCAUAGUGUGUUUGAUUUUGCAAAUGUGCGGUGUAUGUGUGCUCACUGUAUGUCCAUCUGUAAAACCCAGAGACUGGUCACAUUUACCCGUUGUACUGCCAUGAUGGUGGUUCCUCUGGUCAGUGUUUGCUAAAACAGCAUCAUAGCCUUAUUUUUAACAAUCUAUUAAAUCAGUUUC
Messenger RNA from Seriola dumerili (greater amberjack), 6403 nucleotides. It is a transcript of the gene spag9a, whose product is annotated as C-Jun-amino-terminal kinase-interacting protein 4-like. The record is from RefSeq and is a predicted model, not a curated record. Gene Ontology annotation, molecular function: JUN kinase binding; signaling receptor complex adaptor activity; kinesin binding. Gene Ontology annotation, cellular component: cytoplasm. Gene Ontology annotation, biological process: vesicle-mediated transport. The coding region runs from base 160 to 4041 and encodes 1293 amino acids. NCBI's taxonomy places the organism in Eukaryota, Metazoa, Chordata, Actinopteri, Carangiformes, Carangidae. The transcript is spliced from 31 exons.